ACCCAAUACAAGCGGAAGUAACCCCGCCAAAAGUCUAUAUUAUCGAUAAUGCCCCAAGGUUUAAUUGUGCUGUGCGUCUUUGGGAUAAGGACAUAAGAACAUUACCUAAAGCUACCAAAGCCGUCAUAAGCUACAGCUUAUUUUACCUUUACCAUUAACUACGUACAAACUAACUACCUUACAACAAAUAUCAACCAGUCGAAACUUCAAAGCCCUUUUUUCUCUGUAGCAGGAAGCAAGGGGGGAGAAACAAAACCAACCAAUUAAGUCGACAAGAAGUAGGAAGAAGAAAGGCAAGACAGCAGACAACAGACAAUGGAUAUCAGGCGCCUCGAGCCGCGGGACAUCCCGCUAAUCCAGCACGCGAACCUGGAGAACCUGCCCGAGAACUACUUCAUGAAAUACUACCUGUACCACGCCCUGUCGUGGCCGCAGCUGAGCUACGUCGCCGUCGACGUCUCGCGCCCCAAGAAGACCGCCUACGACUACCCCAAGAUCGUCGGCUACGUACUCGCCAAGAUGGAGGAGGAGCCUGCCGACGGCGUCCAGCACGGCCACAUCACCUCGCUGUCCGUCAUGCGCACCCACCGCCGGCUAGGCAUCGCCGAGAAGCUCAUGAGGCAGAGCCAACUCGCCAUGGUCGAGACCUUCGGCGCGCAAUACGUCAGCCUGCACGUGCGCGUGUCCAACAAGGCCGCCAUCCACCUGUACACGAAGACGCUGGGGUUCGACCAGGAGAAGACGGAGCCCAAGUACUACGCCGACGGCGAGGACGCCCACUGCAUGCGGCUCGACCUGUCGUCCAUCCGCGAGCAGAUCCGCGAGGCCCAGCUCGACGCCGAGGACGACGAUGCCGAUGCCGAGAGCAACAACAACAUUAACAACAAUAAUAAUAAUAGCAAUGCCGAGGAUGGAGGAGAAGAAAAUGCUAACGCGGACGAGGGCGACCCCGUCGGAGACGUGGGCAAGGCGGAGAAUGGGAAGAAGGACCAGCUGCCGAGUAGGCCCAAGGAGACCAAGCGCAAGGUUAAGGUUGGCCGCGCGUUGGGCGUGCAGGCUCUCGUCGAGAAGGACGAGAGUAAGCAUUCCUAAGGGAGGAGAGAGGAUAGGUGUGGGUGGAGGUAAGGAACGAGGGUGGACUUGUCAUAGGAAGAAGAGAGGUUAGGUUAAGCGCCGUACCGUACCGAACCUACUUAACCUAGGCUGUGCCGCGGAAAGGGGGGGGAGGGUGGAAGGGUGGAAGAUAGCUCAGCUCUCUGGAGGGAACCAUACCGCGUGGUUCUAGGAUUGGUUGUCUUGAGGUGGUAGUGUGGCGAUCAGUUUGAAUAGCAUUUGCACACCGGGGCCCCGGAAAAAAGAAAGGGGUCAGUCAGCAUAGAUCUGAUCAGAUCAGAUUCCCCUUCAAGAAGUCUGUUGCGUGUACAUAUUCCCAGAAGACUCGUCGUGUUUUUUUUUACGGGCAUGGAAGCAGAAAGAAAAGUAUUUUAUGAGAU
This is a messenger RNA of Daldinia caldariorum, 1493 nucleotides long. Its product is annotated as acyl-CoA N-acyltransferase. The record is from RefSeq and is a predicted model, not a curated record. The transcript has 2 exons. NCBI's taxonomy places the organism in Eukaryota, Fungi, Ascomycota, Sordariomycetes, Xylariales, Hypoxylaceae. Gene Ontology annotation, biological process: N-terminal peptidyl-glutamic acid acetylation. Gene Ontology annotation, cellular component: NatA complex. Gene Ontology annotation, molecular function: protein N-terminal-serine acetyltransferase activity; protein-N-terminal-glutamate acetyltransferase activity. Bases 316 to 1092 code for a protein of 258 amino acids.